Messenger RNA from Dimorphilus gyrociliatus, 277 nucleotides. NCBI's taxonomy places the organism in Eukaryota, Metazoa, Annelida, Polychaeta, Dinophilidae. The record is from the annotation of a GenBank genome assembly.
UAUGACUGACGAGAAUAAGGAUAAUUAUCAUGAUACCUUAAGAUUUCUAUCUGUCACAGAAAAGCAAUGCAGACAUCCCAUUCCACCAUACUAUACAAUUUUAGUGGAAAUUAUGGCUGAUAGAACAACGAAGGCUAGAAAGAUAGUUUGCGACUCUAAUAACCCAAAAUUAACUAAAUGUCCACCUGGAUAUAAUAACGGUGAAGUUUAUUAUCACAGAACUUUGAAUGAGGGCUGCCAAGAAAUGUGUAUUAACAGCGCUAGCGCUGCUUGUUAA